CGUCAGUCAACUUUUGCCCUUUUAUAUCCAAACUCCCCCUCCACCACCGUUGGACAGCUUCUCCUCCCGCCAAGAGUACCUUUCCUCCCCCCCAACGGCGAAACCUCUCACUCAAUUACACUCAUUUCGACCGUUGCAUUCUUGAGUGAAUUGCAAACCCGCCUCGACCUACCGCGCACUCUCGCGAUUCGUCGAAAUCUAAUUCCCAAGAGCUCAGAGAGCCAAACAAACACCAAAAUACGAAAACUCGCCUAUAAACAACAACACCACCUUAUUAUAAUACGCUCCGAGAGCAACUAAUCGCAAAAAUGAGUAUCGAUCCCGAUCACCUCAACUACGUCGUCAAGGUCGCCUACAAUGGCACCAACGCAGCUGGCGGCGACUCGCUUACGGAGGAUUUGAACAUCUUCUACGAGGUAAGCUUCAAUCGCAUGCAAUGCACUUGGGGCGAAUCGCCUCAAAAUCAUACCCAAGCUAAUGACCACAUUUUUAGUCUGGAGACAUCGCAUGGAUGAUCACCUCAACCGCUCUCGUCCUGCUCAUGAUUCCAGGUGUCGGGUAAGUGCAUACCAUUCAACGUGUUCAGUGGACCUGGUGCAACAGAAGCUAAUCUUUCCACGUACAGCUUCUUCUACUCCGGUCUGGCUCGCCGAAAGUCCGCUCUGUCCCUCAUCUGGCUUUCCAUCAUGGCUACAGCCGUCGUCUCAUUUCAAUGGUUCUUCUGGGGUUACUCCCUCGCUUUCUCACACACGGCCGGCAAGUAUAUUGGUGAUUUGGAGAACAUUGGUUUCCGAAAUGUCCUUGGUGCACCAUCCAUUGGUUCGCCUAAGAUUCCAGAUCUCAUGUUCGCCGUGUACCAGGGAAUGUUCGCUGCUAUCACUGUAGCUUUGGCGGUCGGAGCCGUUGCCGAACGUGGUCGCAUGCUACCAUCCGUCGUUUUCAUGUUUGUAUGGACCACCAUCAUCUACGACCCAAUCGCUUGUUGGACCUGGAACUCUUCGGGUUGGGUUUUUAAGUUGGGAGGAUUGGAUUUCGCCGGUGGAACUCCAGUGCAUAUUUCUUCCGGUUGCGCUGCCCUUGCGUACUCCAUUAUGUUGGGCAAACGUCGUGGACACGGCACUCAUGAGUAAGUGAUCCUUGAUCUCAUCCGCGAAGUAUCAGAUCUUCCGUGUUCCCUACUUUGUACUCGGAUAUCGGAAAUUUAUUCAAGUCCGUAACGUGAACUGACAAUACUUGUAGAUUGAACUACCGCCCACACAACGUUACACACAUCGUCAUCGGUACCGUCUUCCUCUGGGUUGGAUGGUUCGGAUUCAACGCUGGUUCCGCUCUCGCUGCCAAUAUGCGCGCCGUCAUGGCUGCAGUUGUCACCAACCUGGCUGCUUGUGUUGGAGGUAUUACCUGGUGUGUCCUCGAUUACCGCCUUGAGCGCAAAUGGUCGACUGUUGGUUUCUGUUCUGGUGUCAUUGCUGGAUUGGUUGCCAUCACACCCGGUUCCGGUUUCGUUCCCGCCUGGGCCGCUAUCAUCUACGGUGUUCUCGGUGCCGCAGGUGCCAACUAUGCUACUAAGCUCAAGUUCCUCCUCGGUAUUGAUGAUGCUCUUGACAUCUUUGCCGAGCACGCCAUUGGUGGUUUCAUUGGUAACAUCUUGACUGCCUUUUUCGCUGCCGACUACAUAGCACAUCUCGAUGGUUUCACCGUGAUUCCAGGAGGAUGGCUCAACCACAACUGGGUCCAACUUGGAUACCAAUUGGCCGAUUCCCUCGCAGGAGGUAUCUACUCUUUCGGAGGAACCUGCCUCAUCCUUUUCAUCAUGAACCUCAUCCCAGGUCUCUCCCUUCGCGCCACCGAGGAAGCCGAAAUUCUUGGUAUCGACGAUGCCGAGAUUGGCGAGUUCGCAUACGACUACGUCGAGUUGACCCGUGAGGUUCUCAACGACGUCUCAUCCGACGCCGAGAGCAAAUAUUCAGCCGGCCAUGACGCUCGCGAGAAGAUGAUCGCCAACAGCCCCGUCCCUCACGACAUCGAGGCCUAA
Hymenoscyphus albidus is the source of this 2035-nucleotide messenger RNA. Lineage: Eukaryota; Fungi; Ascomycota; Leotiomycetes; Helotiales; Helotiaceae. The record is from the annotation of a GenBank genome assembly.